GUUUGAAAUUUGAAUAGUUUUUGUUUUGUAAUUUUUAUUUCGUAUUUUUCCGUUGUUCGAUAUUUUCUCAAAUAAUAUCCAAUUUACCAUUUUUCUAAUUUUGAAAUUAAUUAACAGUUUUGUAAGGAAUAAUCUCUAAAUAUUGUAAUCAAACAAAAGUAUAAAAAUGGAAGAGGAAUCACCGAAACCAGUCUGCCUUAUAAUAUUAGGGAUGGCUGGCGCAGGCAAAACAUCGUUCACAAGGCGUUUGGCGGGCAAAAUUACAAAUGGUUCGAAACCGUAUUUAAUAAACUUGGACCCAGCGUGUAGAGAGGUUCCAUACCCGGCGAAUAUAGAUAUAAGAGACACAGUGAAUUACAAAGAGGUUAUGAAACAGUAUGGCCUGGGCCCAAAUGGAGGCAUAGUGACAGCUCUGAAUCUGUUCUCAACUAAAUUUGGACAAGUUGUUGACCUCAUAGAGAAAGCCGGCAAGAAACAUAAAUAUUGCAUAAUUGAUACACCAGGUCAAAUAGAAGUGUUCACGUGGUCAGCGUCAGGUACUAUAGUGACAGAGACACUGGCUGCCUCAUGCCCCACAGUGGUGGUGUAUGUCAUGGACACAGUGCGCAGUGUCUCACCCGUCACCUUCAUGUCCAACAUGCUGUACGCCUGCUCCAUACUGUACAAGACUCGCCUGCCCUUCAUUGUUGUUAUGAACAAGACAGAUGUAGUAGACAACAGCUACGCCGUGGAGUGGAUGCGGGACUUCGAGGCGUUCCAGGAGGCGCUGGACGCGGACGGGGACGGCGAGGGCGAGGGCGCCACCUACGUCGGCAACCUCACGCGCUCCAUGGCGCUCGCGCUCGACACUUUCUACGCUGACCUGAAGAGCUGUGGAGUUAGUGCACAUACGGGACAGGGCAUAGAUGAAUUUUUCAAAUUAGUAGAUGAUGCAGCUGAAGAAUAUGAAAAAGACUACAAAGCCGAUUGGUUAAGAAUGCGCGCAGAAAAGUUAGAAGAGCAAAGAAGAAAAGAAGAGGAAUUAAAAAAAGGAGAUAAAAGCGAUCCAGACACGGUGAUAGACAAAAAGAAGCUAAUAGACGAAGUGGCGUGCGGGCGCGAGCUCAGCGACAUGUACCUCAAGCACCCCGCCAACGAGAGCUCCAGCGACGACGAGGGCGAGGAGACGGCGCCGCAGGAAACCGAUGACAAACCUGAAGAUGUCGCCGCAUUUCAAGAAUUCAUCAGGAAACACGUGAAACCAAAUAACACUGAACAUAAAACCUGAAUUAAUAUAUUUUAAAUCAGAUUCAAAAA
Molecule: messenger RNA, 1296 nt
Organism: Bicyclus anynana (squinting bush brown)
Lineage: Eukaryota; Metazoa; Arthropoda; Insecta; Lepidoptera; Nymphalidae
Product: GPN-loop GTPase 1
Exons: 9
Coding region: 167-1267 (366 amino acids)
Molecular function (GO): GTPase activity
Source: RefSeq, a predicted model, not a curated record